UUGUUAUCCAUUUCCUCCAUCUUUAUCUCCUUCUUCUUCUUAAUCUGUGUUUCUCCUUCUUUUGUAAAAGAAAAUGUCUUGCUGCGGAGGAAACUGUGGAUGCGGUUCUGGCUGCAAGUGCGGCAGUGGCUGCGGAGGGUGCAAGAUGUACCCAGAUUUCUCUAUCUCUGGAGAGACGACAAGCACAGAGACCAUCAUUGUUGGGGUCGCUCCUGGGAAAGCGUAUUUCGAGGCUUCCGAGAUGGGCGUAGGGGCCGAGAACGAUGGCUGCAAAUGCGGAGCUAACUGCACCUGCGAUCCUUGCACCUGUAAGUGAGGAUCGGAUCGGAUCGGAU
Telopea speciosissima is the source of this 335-nucleotide messenger RNA. Its product is annotated as metallothionein-like protein 2. The transcript is spliced from 3 exons. Bases 74 to 316 code for a protein of 80 amino acids. NCBI's taxonomy places the organism in Eukaryota, Viridiplantae, Streptophyta, Magnoliopsida, Proteales, Proteaceae. Gene Ontology annotation, molecular function: metal ion binding. The record is from RefSeq and is a predicted model, not a curated record.